AUGGGAGAACCCUUCGCUGAGGGGUCGCAACCUUCAAUUUUUAUCAUUGGAGCCCAAUGCACAGGCAAGACGACUUUGGUGGACGCCAUCUGCACCAAGUUCCGAGCAGAAGACCCCAAUCUUCACUUCACACCCGUCAAAGAGCUUGCGCGGGGAAUUUUGGUAUCAACCAACGUCAACAGAGAUGAUAUUAGAGCCGGGUCAGGAAAGGCGAUGGAAUUCCAAAGGCUGGUGCUAAAGGCGCAACUGGAGGCGGAACUGGAGCUUCGAUCGCACGGGCUCAUCAUUUCCGAUCGCUCUGGUAUCGAUCCUAUCGCUUAUGCGGCAAAAUACGGUCCACCUGAAGUAGUCGAGGGAUUGCUCGGAACUCCUGAAUGGAAAGCGUUGCGGGAGAGAAUGCUUCAAGGCAUUGUUGUUCUCUGUGAACCGGUGCCGGCCUGGCUUUUUGAUGACGGUGUACGCCUGAUGCCGAAUGACAACACAGAAUGGCUCGAGCUGCAUGCAAUUUUCAUCAGCCUGCUGCAACAGUGCGACAUACCUUUCGAGAUUCUGUCGGGAACAACGACAGAUAUUGGGGAGAGAGUUGAGUUUGUGGUUGGAAGAUGGAGGAGAAAGAAUGCUACCAUGUGUACGCUUGUCGAUGGCGCCCGUCUUGGCACGAACGACGGCGACAUCGACCCCCAUACAUGA
Molecule: messenger RNA, 690 nt
Organism: Rhinocladiella mackenziei CBS 650.93
Lineage: Eukaryota; Fungi; Ascomycota; Eurotiomycetes; Chaetothyriales; Herpotrichiellaceae
Exons: 1
Coding region: 1-690 (229 amino acids)
Source: RefSeq, a predicted model, not a curated record